GCGGCCGCGAGCCGCGGGCGGGGGCGCCGGCGCCGGGCGCUGCGGCAGUGGCGCGGCGUGGCCGAGGCACGAGUGGGGCACAGGCAGUCCGUGGCCCUCGCGCGAAGGUGCGCUGCCCAGAGGCUGCUCUCCUGGGCGGUGGGCCGCUGGCUGCUGGCCCGCCUCCAGCCGCCGGCGGCCCGCGCGGCCGGGCCCGAGGCCGCCGAGGACGGCGCGCCCGGAGGUGGCGGUGCGGUGGCGCCGGCGCUGGCGUGGAAUUCGGGGGCGAUCCUGUUCGGGUUCAGCGGCUUCGCGGGCACGGCCUGCGGGGGAGCCAGCCUUCACCGCCGGAGCUCCGCGGGGGCCUCGCUGGCGCUGUGGGCCAAGGCCCAGCGCCUCGCGGUCGCCCGCACGGCCGAGGGCUGA
Molecule: messenger RNA, 405 nt
Organism: Prorocentrum cordatum
Lineage: Eukaryota; Dinophyceae; Prorocentrales; Prorocentraceae
Source: the annotation of a GenBank genome assembly